AUGUCUAAUACUAAAUCUGUGAAUGUGCCUCUUGCUUCCCACUUUAUGUUAAGUAAGGAUCAGUCUCCUAAGACUGAAAUAACUGAAAUGAAGAAUGUUCUUUAUUCCAAUGUUAUAGGGUCUGUUAUGUAUCUCAUUAUUAGCACUAGGUCUGAUAUUACAUAUACAGUUAGUUGUUUGAGUAGAUUUAUGUCUAACCCUAAUAUGCCUCAUUGGAAUGCUUUGAAAUGGCUUUUGAGAUAUCUAAAAAAUACUAUUGAUAUUGACUUGACUUUCUCUAAGUGUUCUAUAGGUACUAAGUUGGUUGGUUAUGUGGAUUCCAAUUAUACUAAUAAUAGGGAUAAUAGAAAGUCUACUACUUCAUAUGUGUUUACUUUGUGUGGCUCUUGCAUAAGUUGGAAGUCUCAACUUCAACUCAGAGUUGCUUUAUCUACUACAGAAUCUGAGUAUGUAGCUGCCACUGAAGCUUUUAAGGAAGCAAUUUGGCUUAGGGUUGUUUUGUCUGAAAUUGGUUUUCUUGACAAAAAUAUGGUUGUGUUUUCUAAUAGUCAAUCUGCUAUUCAACUGUGUAAAAAUCAUGUUUUUCAUGAUAGAACUAAACACAUUGAUGUUAAAUUUCAUUACAUUCAGGAUAUUGUUGAAAAGUGCAUUGUUAAGUUAGAGAAAAUUCUUUCAGAAUUGAAUAUUGUUGAUAUGAGUACUAAGUGUUUACCUGUUAAAAAAUUUAUUUCAUGUCAACGGAUUUUAAACUUUGAUUUAGGGAAAGAUCUUUGA
Molecule: messenger RNA, 774 nt
Organism: Impatiens glandulifera
Lineage: Eukaryota; Viridiplantae; Streptophyta; Magnoliopsida; Ericales; Balsaminaceae
Product: secreted RxLR effector protein 161-like
Exons: 1
Coding region: 1-774 (257 amino acids)
Source: RefSeq, a predicted model, not a curated record